AGCAAUUCAUAUUGAGCGGUACGUUUUCGUUUCGUUGUUGAUAUAUUUUCAGUUUCAAUUGGGUUUUUGCGCCGGUUACGUGUGUUCAUUUACAUAUUUUAUUGAUAUCUCUGUAAGUUUGUCAUUUUUGUUAGGUGCAUUACCCGUAAGAACGGUGUUUCAAUCAAUAGUCUAAAAAUAUCGAUUUAAGAAGGCGAAAGCUUUAAUUGGUUUUAGAUUAAAACGAUGACACCACAAUUGCAAAAGAAAGCACCAGGAUUUGCUGGAACAGCUGUUGUCGAUGGACAAUUUAAGACAAUUGACUUAAAAGACUAUGCUGGACAAUAUGUCGUUCUAUUUUUCUAUCCAUUGGACUUCACCUUUGUAUGUCCAACUGAAAUCAUUGCCUAUUCCGAUCGAGCAGCUGAAUUCGCUUCAAUCGGUUGUCAAUUGAUCGGUUGUUCCACCGACAGUCACUUUACUCAUUUGGCCUGGAUCAAUACUGACCGCAAGAAUGGUGGAUUAGGCAAACUCAACUAUCCACUGCUGGCCGACAAAAAUAUGAACAUUGCCCGAAAUUACGGGGUUUUGAAUGAAGAAACGGGAAUACCAUUCCGUGGUCUAUUCAUCAUUGAUAAGGAACAAAACCUGCGUCAAAUUACCGUCAACGAUUUGCCUGUCGGACGCAGUGUGGAUGAAACUCUUCGCUUAGUUCAGGCGUUCCAGUACACGGAUGUUCAUGGAGAAGUAUGUCCAGCCAAUUGGAGGCCAGGCAGCAAGACCAUGAUACCUGACCCGGAAAAGUCUAAGGCAUAUUUUGGACAGGCCAAUUAAGUUGCGUGGCUUAAUCGGCAUUGUCGCAUCACCUGUUGAUUAUUCCCUUUUUUUUGAUCAUUUACCUGUUUUUUGUUUGCAAAGCAAUCGAUGAAGUAUUAACCACAUUGUGCGUUUGUGUAUCUGUAGAGCCUUUUUCGGUGAAUGAAGUUGUUGAAAUUUACUGAAAUUUCUCUAAAUUUGCAUAGAAAUUAACAGAAAUUUCAGAAAAAAUGUGUCCAAAACAGGCUCAUAACAAUCAGUUAAAUGGCAAAUAAAUGUUUGUUUUCCCCUUGA
This is a messenger RNA of Bradysia coprophila, 1089 nucleotides long. Its product is annotated as peroxiredoxin 2-like. Gene Ontology annotation, molecular function: thioredoxin peroxidase activity. The record is from RefSeq and is a predicted model, not a curated record. Gene Ontology annotation, biological process: cellular response to stress; cell redox homeostasis; removal of superoxide radicals. NCBI's taxonomy places the organism in Eukaryota, Metazoa, Arthropoda, Insecta, Diptera, Sciaridae. Gene Ontology annotation, cellular component: cytosol.